Molecule: messenger RNA, 2139 nt
Organism: Tetrahymena thermophila SB210
Lineage: Eukaryota; Ciliophora; Oligohymenophorea; Hymenostomatida; Tetrahymenidae
Product: transmembrane protein, putative
Exons: 5
Source: RefSeq, a predicted model, not a curated record
AUGCCACCAAGAAAGAAAAAAGUCGAUCCAGAAGUUUAAAGAUAAUAAUUUGAAUAGUGGAAAGCUUCGCCAGAAUACGAGCAAAUCAAAAAAAUUGCAACGUUGCUUGAAACUUAUGAUUAUAUAACAGAAACCACAAAGGAUUUUACAGGUCCUUGGUAUUUAUAUCUAAAUGAACUUGUUGGGUUCUUUAAAUUAUACAAGGUUAAAUUGGGAAAAUUGAAAGAAUUCAAGCAUGAACAUAUUAGAAGUUUCUUCUUUGGUCGUGAAGAUAAGGAAACAGAAAAGAUUAUUAUAGAUGGUAUUCGUUGUGGUGUCACGAAAGAGCAUGCUGAUAGAAGUUAUUUCUGCAGACACAAAUUCAUAGAAACAAUGAAAUAUAUUAAGGAUAUAGAUGACCUUGACCCUGAAACAUUUUAAAAAGCAAAAAAAGAAGUUAUCAAGAUUAUGAAAGAAUUCGUUAAAUUCUUUACUCCCCAUAUCAAAUAUGGUCAUCCUGAAAUCUACGACUUAAAAAUUGCAAAGGUGCUAGAACCAUUGACUAACUUAAUUGAUAUUAACAACUAAUAUAGAUAAUUCAUGAUUACUUAUAAGCCAGAAGUGGAAAAGGAAGUUAGAGAUUUUAUGUCUAGGGUUAUUGUUAAAAAAUACAUCAAUCACCUUUAAGAAGUAUUUAGAGUUCUUUAUGAGGAAAGCAUCAAGCCAAAUAUUAGCUGCCUUCCUGACUGCAAGAGACUAUUUUAUAAAAUUCAUAUUUAUGGAUGGGAAAAGAACCCUGUUGAAAGCAAAUAUUUAAAGCCUCUAAAUGACUGCUUCUUAAAAAUGCAAAAGUGUUUGAUUGAGAUGAAAAUCUAUGGUAUAAAUUACUGGAGAAUUCCUCUUCACUCAAAUGAAAAGCUUAUGAAGUGCAUAGAAUUGUUAAUAAAUGCAGAUCUUAUUGCAGAAAAGAUUAUUGGUAAUCCUCUCAAGAGAGACUAACUUAAUUUCUUCUACAAUAUCAUCGGACUUAUUUACAAAAGUGAUGAAAAAAUCAGAGAAAAUCUGCUCAAAAAAGAUGAAAAUAUUACCAAACUCGCAAUCCCUCAGCUAAUCAUCUUUAAAUAGAUCUAGCAUAUCUUGAGUUGGAAAUUUGCCAAAAAAGAAAGAGAAGAAAAGAUACGUAUUCAAUCUGAAAAACUCUCCAUAUUAAAUAAAAUUAAAGAAGAAGAACGUGCAAACUCCCCUCUCAAAAAGCGUAUGGAAGAGAAAAAAGUCAUGGAAGAAACAACUGUUUCCCUCAAAAGUAAAAUGAAUAUCACUUCUCCCUAAAAGACAACUUCUCCAGUAAAGAAAGAUGAUAAAUAAGAAGAAGAACCUUUACCUGCUGAAUAUAAACUUCUUGAAGGAGACGAAGCAAUUUACGGAAGGUAUUGGUAUUUAGAAAAUUUAAUUGGUGAAGAUGUUCGUGAAGAAAUUGAAGAAUGUGUUGAAAUGCUCAGACAUAUUAAUGAAGCUGUUCAACAAGAUAUUGAAGAUUCUUAUAUCAAGUAAAAUUUUAAUUUAUAUGAAUCAGUUAAUUCAUUCAAAAUAUAAAAGAUCCUAACAAUACUAGAAGUUUUUUUUUUGAUUUAUUAAUUUAUUUAUUUGAUUGGUAGAAUCGGUUUGACCUAGAAGCAAAAGAGAGGUGAUAAGAAAGAUAAGAAUGAGACUCCCUAUUAUUUAGAGUUGAGUGAGAGAGAAAAUUCAAAUAUCAGAAUGAAUAUUGUUCGUCCUCCUGAACUUUGGAACUAUCCUGAAAUAUUAAAAGAGCAUAAGUUUAGAUCUAUUGCCAAUCCAAAUAAAUGUUAUGAUGAUCAUAGAGUUGAUGGCUUGGAUAAAAAGAUUAUUGAACUAGCUCAAAAGCUUAACAAUUAUAGAAGAUUUACUUGGACUGAAAUUAUUUCUAGAAUUAUUGAUGUUUAUUCUGGAGAAGAGAACCUCUUACCAACAAAGAUUGAUCCCAGAGAAGAUCCUACUUGGUUUGAACCUGAUCCAACUCCUCAUGAAAUUGAAGUUCAAAGAAAAAGGGAAGAAUUAAUAAAGCUUCAAUAGAUAAAUGCAGCAUAAGCCUUACAACAACAAGGAGGAGGCACCGAUCAACCAGAAGGAGAAGCUUAAUGA